Paramisgurnus dabryanus is the source of this 798-nucleotide messenger RNA. RefSeq names its product ribosomal protein L19 (gene rpl19). Gene Ontology annotation, cellular component: ribosome; cytosolic large ribosomal subunit. The record is from RefSeq and is a predicted model, not a curated record. Gene Ontology annotation, molecular function: structural constituent of ribosome; RNA binding. Gene Ontology annotation, biological process: translation. NCBI's taxonomy places the organism in Eukaryota, Metazoa, Chordata, Actinopteri, Cypriniformes, Cobitidae.
ACAGUAACCCCUUUAGUGAAAUAAUUUAUCCGAUUUAACACAUUCAAAUUAUAUAUGUAUAGAUCCCUCCCCCUUUAAGAUAACGACAGAACCCAAAAGCUGUCAGUACCGUGUCUUCUGCAACCAAGUUUCAGCCAUGAGCAUGCUCAGGCUUCAGAAGAGGUUGGCGUCCAGCGUUUUGGGCUGUGGCAAGAAGAAGGUAUGGCUGGACCCAAAUGAGACCAAUGAGAUCGCAAACGCCAACUCUCGGCAGCAGAUUCGAAAGCUGGUGAAGGACGGUCUGAUCAUCAAGAAGCCAGUGACGGUUCACUCUCGUGCACGAUGCCGCAAGAAUACACUGGCACGCCGGAAGGGUCGUCACAUGGGCGUUGGUAAGAGAAAGGGUACAGCAAAUGCACGUAUGCCAGAAAAGCUGUGCUGGAUGAGACGCAUGCGUAUUCUGCGACGGCUUCUGAGACGUUACAGAGAAUCCAAGAAGAUCGACAGGCAUAUGUACCACAGUUUAUAUUUGAGGGCAAAGGGCAAUGUGUUCAAGAACAAACGUAUCUUGAUGGAGCACAUUCACAAACUCAAAGCAGACAAGGCCCGCAAGAAGCUUUUGGCUGAUCAAGCAGAGGCCCGUCGCUCAAAGACCCGGGAGGCAAGAAAGCGCCGUGAGGAAAGGCAGCAGGCAAAGAAAGAGGAAAUUAUUAAAACUCUUUCCAAAGAUGAAGAAUCCAAGAAAUAAGAUUUUCUUUUUGUGAGACAGUGAUAAAUGAUUGUAUAAUGUUUAAAAAAAUAAAUAUACAAUUUAUUACA